AAAAUGUGUGUUCCGGACCGGCUAAACCCGCUCAUUGUAAGUAAUGAUUUGAUUGAUUUAAUUUACCCAUCGUCAUGGGAGGGCGAUGAUUAUUCCACUACUAUCAUGCUGAUUGAUGAAGAUUUAAAAAAUAACAAUAUUCAAUUGUACAAUCCGACGUAUCCUACAUAUCUCUUAUCUGCUGAUUUAAUUGUGAAAUCCCGAUCGUUGCUGAGCAAUCUGCAAUCUUCUUCUUGGUGGAACAUUAUUUCUCACUUUUUUGUGAUUGAAAAUCGUGAUAAUUUAUGUAAAGAUUCUUCAAAAGUUCUUCAAUCACUCUGGAAAGCUGAUUUACUCUCUUCAUUUUAUAUAUGUAACGAUUCAAACAACAAAACAAUGGUCUAUAUCUUUAAUCCCUUCACAAGACGGGCUCCGAAUCCUUGGGAAGAAGUUGACACGAUCGACAAACCAAAUGACAGAUGGACUCUCUAUAAACAACCAUUCAUAAACGACACAAGCAUAUGUCAGAACCUGACAUUUGACAAAACUAAAUUUUUGGACGGCUACGCAGUUAAAGCAGUAGGAUAUCCUGAAUUGAAUACAAAUUCAUCAAACUUUGGAAUUCCGGAUGAUGAAAGCUUGAGUACACAUUUACCUUACACUCACUAUAUGUUUUUUAAGAGUUUAUUUCCCGCGUUAAAUGUCACUCCCAUAUUUAGCUUUGACGAAAACGGCAAUUUUGUUAAUAAUACUCCUGUAGGAUUUUUAAAAUCUUUGAUAAACGGCACACAGGAUAUCAGUUUAAAUGUCCGUUCUGUCGCAAGUAAUGCUUCUUUCUUUGUUGAUACAAUUAAAAUAUAUAAGGAGAAUGGAUUUAUGAUACUGACUCAAAAGAGAGGUAUCACGAGGGUAUUUGAACAAGUUUCUGGGUAUUUUGACUUCGAGACCACAUUAUUUAUCAUCUUUGUGUUGUUUAUUACAUUCGUAGCAAUAGUAAGAAAUAAUAACCGACAGUACGGCUUAGGAUUUUUAGAUAUACUGAGUUUGACUUUGAGCAGAAGUAUCUUAGUACCAUUAAACAGACUAUACAUACGCGUUAUUUUCAUCUUGACAACAAUUUUAAUUUUUAUUGUAACUCCGUGUUUGCAAGGAUAUUUUUUAAGUUUCAUAACCAAACCAGAAAUUAAAAAUGUUGAUGAUUUACAAGACGUAUACGACCUCAAAUAUAAUCUAUAUGCGCAUUCUAGUAUGGAGAAAUUUAUUCGCGAACAAGGAUUGUGGGGAGACUUAGAUGAGAAAUAUAUACAUAUAACUUCACAUAAUAGACGUGAAUGUUUUCCUCGAAUUUUUCAUGAUAACACAACGGCUUGUUUAGCUUUAUAUUAUUAUCUAUUAACUCAGGCGUUGAAGCAUAAUAAUCUGCAUAUAUCGAAGGGAUUUGUUUCAAAAAGACAUGAAUCUUUUUUGGUGCGCAAGAACUGGGUGUUGAAGAACAAAGUUGAUCAGAUAGCAUCACGGUUGCAAGAAUCGGGUUUCAUUGAUUAUUGGGAGAAACGUUCAUUCCGUUAUCCUUUCAAAAAAUUAAAAGAUAUUGAGGCGAAAGAAUCAUCCUUGGACUAUCGUCAAUUAGAUUUUCAAGAUUUUGAAUUUGCUCUAUUUGUUUUAUCGAUAGGUUUGAUUUUCUGUACGAUCGUUUUUGGUAUCGAAAACUUCAUUAAGAGGGUGAUACAAAAACGUAGACGUGCAAUGAGACGUGAACCGCGAUUUGUUAAAUUACGACAGAGACUUCGGUACCGUGAUGGAAAAAUUUUUAUUAUCAAUGAAUAUUUGUGAUUUACUGAACAAUAUUCUCUUGCAUAUUAGUCUGUCUUAGUGUGGUUUGAUUACAAAAUUAACAAUGGAAUUAGUUAUCAUUAAAUUUUUCGCACCUUUGAUGAUAAUGUAUUGAUGUUUAAAGUGAAAAAUUAAUAUCAUUAGUAACCACAGUGUGUUGAAAAAUUGAAUUUUCGUGAUUCGUUUUCCGCGCAAUUAGUAGAGAUCUGAGUUGACUUUUAAAUCCAUAAUAAUAUUUUUCCUUAAUGAGAAAUUUUUAAGUACUAAUUCUGAUUGUAAUAGUUUGCUAAUGCGUACUUCAUGGGUAUACCAAAAAUACACUACACGGGGAGAAUUUUAUGGUAAAAGUUAUCAUCGAGUUAUGGUACAAAUUUCAAACUGAGUUCGAUAGUAGUAAAUAUCAUUUAAAUUGAUAAUGAUGUUAUUCGAUGUCACUCUGACUGAUUAUGCGAUUCAUUUAUUAUAGUUUUGUUCAAAAUUUUUCAUGGUUUAUAUAUGAUUAAUGUAUGUUAGUAUUAUUUGAUAUAUAUAGGCGAGAUAACUUUUAUAACUCCAUCAAAUAAAAUAUAUAAUAGUAUGUGAGAAUGUCUUGCAUGUUACUGAUAUUUGUACAUAUAUCUAUGGUCGAUAAAUUUUCAUUGUUCGAAAUGAUAUGAUCUCGGCGUAACGCUAGAGUAAUAUGUAAGCCAUAAACGCAAACUGAAUUAUAAAUGUCACAAAUUAUCAUAAAAAAAUUAAUACUUACGACGAUUGUAUUACAAAUUGUUAUGGACUUAUUAUCACAAUCUAGAAAAAUUUCACAGUCUGAUUAUUUAAAUUGGCUAGUAAUACUAUAGUAAUAGCACAAUGCAGUUGAGCAUAUGCAUUGCACUCUAUUUUCUCAAUAAAAUGAAUACUGUUACACGGAAAAAAAUGAUUGACAAUAAUCGUAGUUCAACUUCUAAUUAUUAAUGUUAUGUUCAAUAACUAAUGUCGUUUCAAUUAGUAAAAUUAUGAUUUUAGUUUUUAAACUGCUAUAAUUAACAGUUAAUCGUUUAAAUAUACUGCUCGACUAUUUAAAAUUACUACUUAAACCUUAAACAACUAAAAGACACUUGUCAAAAAAAUGCAUCUGUUAUUAAUUUCUUACGUUCUACUCAGUAAUAUUUACUAAUAAUUUUUUUCCGUGUAUCGAUUAGGCUUGUGAACUUACCCAACAUGCAUUAUAAUAAAUUUGAAAAAUUAUACGGCAAUUAGUGCUACGUGCAUUGUGUUUUUCCGUUCAGUUGCGAUAGUCACGCUAAAGGAAAUUGUUGCAAUUAGCAUAAAUAAUUUAAUACAGAAUAGAAAGACUUUUUUUAAUGUAUUUCGUUAAAAUUAAUAAUGUUCUUCAAUUUUCACACUUUUAAAUUAAUUUAACAUACAUUGUGUUGAAAAAAAUCAAUAAAAUUUACUUUUGAUUAUAUAUAAAGUCUUCAUAAAGAGUAAUUACAAUGGGGUGGAUUAAAAAGUUUAUUUGCUGGCUAGUAAUAGUUUUAAAUACGUGCAACAAGACAAAAUUUUCAAAUGCAUCGCGUAAUGAAGAUCAUCUCUCGACUUACAAUCAAGUGAUAGAUAUAUUGAAGUUGUGUGUUCCGGACCAGCUAAACCCUCUCAUUGUAAGUAAUGAUUUAAUUGACUUAAUUUACCCAUCGUCAUGGGAGGGCGAUGAUUAUUCAACUACUAUCAUGCUGAUUGAUGAUUAUAUUAAAACAAAUAAUAUUCAAUUGUACAAUCGGGCGUAUCCUACAUAUCUCUUGCCUGCUGAUUUAAUUGUGAAAUCCCGAUCGUUGCUGAGCAAUCUGCAAUCUUCUUCUUGGUGGAACAUUAUUUCUCACUUUUUUGUGAUCGAAAAUCGUGAUAAUUUAUGUAAAGAUUCUUUAAAAGUUCUUCAAUCACUUUGGAAAGCUGAUUUACUCUCUUCAUUUUAUAUAUGUAACGAUUCACACAACAAAACAAUGGUCUAUACCUUUAAUCCCUUCACAAGACGGGCUCCGAAUUUUUGGGAAGAAGUUGACAAGAUCGACAAACCAAACGACAGGUGGACUCUUUAUAAUCAGCCACUCAUAAACGACACAAGCAUAUGUCAGAACCUGACAUUUGACAAAACUAAAUUUUUGGACGGUUAUGCAGUUAAAGCAGUAGGAUAUCCUGAAUUGAAUACAAAUUGGUCAAACUCAGGAAUGCCGAAUGAUGUCAGCUUGCGUAAACAUUAUCCUUACUCUCACUAUAUGUUUUUCAAAACUUUAUUUUUCGCUUUAAAUGCCACACCAAUAUUUAGCUAUGGCGAACACGCUCGGUUUCUUAAUAAUACUCCUAUAGGAUAUUUAAAAUCUUUAAUAAACGGAACGCAGGAUAUUGUUAUGAAUGAACGUUUUAUCGCCGGUAAUGAAUCUUCAUUAGUUGACACUAUUAGAAUCUAUAAGGAAAAUGGAUUUUUGAUACUGACUCAAAAGAGAGGUGUCACAACGGUAUUUGAGCAAGUUUCUGAGUAUUUUGACCUCGAGAUCGCAUUAUUUAUUAUAUUUGUGUUGUUUAUUACAUUUGUUGCAAUAAUAAGAAAUAAUAAUCGACAGUACGACUUAGCAUUUUUAGAUAUACUUAGUUUGACUUUAAGCAGAGAUAUCUUAGUACCAUUGAAUAAACUAUACAUGCGCAUUAUUUUUGUUUUGGCGACAUUUAUUAUUUUUAUUGUAACUUCGUGCUUGCAAGGAUAUUUUCUAAGUUUUAUAACGAAACCAGAACUUAAAAAUGUUGAGAAUAUGAAAGACGCACACGAUCUAAAAUAUAAUCUCUAUGCUCAUCCUAGUAUCGAACAAUUUAUUCGUGAACAAGGAUUAUGGGGAGACUUAGAUGAGAAAUAUCUACAUAUUACUUUCGACAAUAGACGUGAAUGUUAUUCUCGAAUUGUUUAUGAUAACACAACGGCUUGUUUGGCUUUGUUCUAUAUUCAAUUACUUUACGCGCUAAAGUAUAAUAAUCUGCAUAUGUCAAAGGAAGUUGUUUUAAAAAGAUAUGAUUCUUUUUGGGUGCGCAAGAACUGGAUAUUGAAGAACAAAAUUGAUCAGAUAGCGUCACGGUUGCAAGAGUCGGGUUUAUUUUAUAAUUGGGAAAAACAGUCAUUACAUUAUCCUUUCAAAAAAUUAAAAGAUAUUGAAGCGAAAGAAUCAUCCGUUGACUAUCGCCAAUUAGAUUUUCAAGAUUUUGAAUUUGCUCUAUUUGUUUUAUCAAUAGGUUUGAUUCUCUGUACGAUUGUUUUUGGUAUCGAAAACUUCAUUCAGAGGGUAAUACAAAAACGUAGACGCGCAAUGAGACGUAAAUCGCGAUUAGUUAAAUUACGACAGAGACUUCGGUACCGUGAUGGAAAAAUUUUUAUUAUCAAUGAAUAUUUGUAAUUUACCGGAAAAUAUUCUCUUUCAUAUUAUCUGUAUUAGUCUGUAUAUUAGUGUGGUUCGGUCUCAAAAUGAAUAACAGAAUUAUUUAUCAUGAACUUUUUCGCACGUUUGAUGAUAAGUUAUUGAUAGUUAAAGUUAAAAUAUAAUAUUAUUACGCUGUAAAAAAUUGGAAGUGAAUCCGGAGUGAUUACGGAUUUUACGUAAGUUUGAAUUCACUCGGUUUCGGGGUCUUUCUAUAAAAUUAAACUCCUUUAAAGGAGAGAAUUUCGUUUCGAGGGGAUUAAUUCAAGAAACAGUCAUCCGCUCCGUAUUCACUCUGGAUUUAUUCCGUGUUCACUCCGCUAAUUUUUGAUAGUGUAGUAACUACAGCGUAUUUAAAUAUUGAAUUGUCGUAUUUGUACUCCGCAGAAUUAAUGGAGAUUUGAGUUGACUUUUAAAUUUAUAAUAAUAUUGUCAAUUAAUGCGAAAUUUUCAAAUUCUGAGUCCGAUUGUGAUAUUUUGCUGAUGUGUGUUUUAUGGGUAUGUAUAUACCCAAAAAUAUAUAUUAUCUUGCAUGUUCUGUAUAACUGUGAUUCAAUUUGAGAAUGAAUAAUGAUUUUA
Microplitis mediator is the source of this 5825-nucleotide messenger RNA. RefSeq lists its product as uncharacterized. The record is from RefSeq and is a predicted model, not a curated record. NCBI's taxonomy places the organism in Eukaryota, Metazoa, Arthropoda, Insecta, Hymenoptera, Braconidae. Bases 3285 to 5225 code for a protein of 646 amino acids. The transcript has 4 exons.